This is a messenger RNA of Opisthocomus hoazin, 1081 nucleotides long. It is a transcript of the gene DUSP26, whose product is annotated as dual specificity phosphatase 26. The record is from RefSeq and is a predicted model, not a curated record. Gene Ontology annotation, biological process: protein dephosphorylation; negative regulation of MAPK cascade. NCBI's taxonomy places the organism in Eukaryota, Metazoa, Chordata, Aves, Opisthocomiformes, Opisthocomidae. Gene Ontology annotation, cellular component: cytoplasm. Gene Ontology annotation, molecular function: MAP kinase phosphatase activity; protein tyrosine/serine/threonine phosphatase activity.
GGGCACUUUUGUGUUUGUCUGUGCACGCUUACGUGCGAUCUCUGCAUUUGUGUCCGUCUCCCUCAUUCCUCCCUUGCCCAUCCAUGCACAGCAUGAUAUAAACAAACCUGCCUCUGGACAUGUCAUGGCUUAAAAUAGAUGUUCAUACAUCAGCCUUUCUCCAGCAGCAGCGGCAGCAGCAGGAAGACAUGGCCGACUGGAUCUGACUACAACACUCACUUUGCGCCGAGAAAUCACAGCCCUCGCAAAGGACCGUGGGUGGCAGCAGCAGCAGAAGUGACCUCCAGGCCACUCUCCGGCCUUCACGAACCCACAGGUAUGCCUUGUGGGUCUCGGCAGCUCCAAUGGCUUUCCUGUCCAGGCUCUCCAGGAAUGGCACCAGGUCACCGAGCCGAAGCUCACGGGAAGAGCGCAACCACCACCCCAUCCUCAGCGUCUUUGAGCUUGAAAGGUUGCUGUACACAGGCAAGACAGCCUGUAAUCAUGCUGAUGAGGUCUGGCCAGGACUCUACCUGGGAGAUCAAGAUAUAGCGGCCAACCGGCGGGAGCUGGCUCACCUGCGCAUCACCCACAUCCUCAACGCCUCGCACAGCAAGUGGAGGGGGGGUGCUGAGUACUACGAGGGCACGGGUAUCCGCUACCUGGGCAUCGAGGCCCAUGACUCACCUUCCUUCGACAUGAGCCCCUACUUUUAUCCCGCAGCUGACUUCAUCCACCAAGCGCUGAAUGAAGGAAGGAUCCUUGUGCACUGUGCUGUCGGGGUGAGCAGGUCGGCCACCUUGGUCCUCGCCUACCUCAUGAUCCGCCACCACAUGCCCCUUGUAGAAGCCAUAAAGACGGUCAAGGACCACCGUGGUAUCAUCCCCAACCGGGGUUUCUUGCGCCAGCUGGUCGCCCUGGACAAUGCCCUGAGGCUGAAGAGGAGUGCGUGAAGGAGGACAGAGGGGUUGUGCGGUGGGAGCGUUGUGUGUGCGGUGGGAGCGUUGUCUGGGCGGUGCUCGCCUGACCCCGAUGCCCGCUGAGUGGCAGAGAUGGGGCUUUCCUCACGGUGCAGACGCUUGGCAGCUAAUGGGUUACCUGC